This is a messenger RNA of Argentina anserina (silverweed cinquefoil), 3341 nucleotides long. RefSeq names its product copper-transporting ATPase RAN1. The transcript is spliced from 9 exons. The record is from RefSeq and is a predicted model, not a curated record. Gene Ontology annotation, biological process: monoatomic cation transport. Lineage: Eukaryota; Viridiplantae; Streptophyta; Magnoliopsida; Rosales; Rosaceae. Gene Ontology annotation, molecular function: copper ion binding; ATPase-coupled monoatomic cation transmembrane transporter activity; ATP hydrolysis activity. Bases 139 to 3138 code for a protein of 999 amino acids. Gene Ontology annotation, cellular component: membrane.
AAAAGUCUCCUCCCCUCUUCUUAAACCAUCCCCUCAUUCUUUCUCUCUCCCCCAAAAAAAAUCAAAAUCCCCCCCGGAAUUUCACAAAUUCCGACUCCUCCGUUCUUUUCUCCGAGCUCGGUGUUCACCUUCCUCGCAAUGGCGCCGAGCCUCAGGGACCUCCAGCUCACGCCGCUCCCCAAGUCCUCCUCCUCCGCCGGCGGAGACCUCGAGGACGUGAGGCUUUUGGAUUCGUACGAGAAAUCCGGAGAGGGAGCUGAAGAGGAGGAGGGGAUGCGGAGGGCUCAGGUUAGAGUCACGGGGAUGACGUGUGCUGCUUGCUCUAAUUCCGUCGAAGGCGCUCUCCGCUCCGUCAAUGGCGUCCUCACCGCCACCGUGGCUUUGCUUCAGAACCGCGCCGACGUCGUUUUUGAUCCCCGCUUGGUCAAGGAAGAAGAGAUAAAAGAUGCAAUUGAAGAUGCCGGGUUUGAGGCAGAGGUUAUACCUGAGCCCAUUACAAACGGUGCAAAGCAGCAUGGAACCCUGACGGGUCAGUUUUCGAUAGGAGGUAUGACAUGUGCAGCUUGUGUGAACUCUGUUGAAGGUAUUCUUAAAGGGCUCCCUGGGGUCAAGAGAGCUGUAGUAGCUUUAGCUACUUCACUAGGAGAAGUGGAGUAUGAUCCUACUGUAAUUAGUAAAGAUGACAUAGUCAAUGCCAUUGAAGAUGCUGGUUUUGACGGAUCGCUUGUACAGAGUAGUGAGCAGGAUAAAAUUAUACUGGGAGUUGCUGGCAUGUUCACUGAGAUAGAUGCACGGGUUUUAGAAGCCAUACUCAGCAACUUGAAAGGGGUGAGACAGUUUCGUCUUGACAGGAUUUCAAGAGAACUUGAAAUCCUGUUUGAUCCUGAAGUUGUCACUUCUAGAUCCUUGGUUGAUGGGAUUGAGGGGGCUAGCAAUGGGAAGUUCAAACUCCAAGUAGCAAACCCUUAUACAAGAAUGACUUGCAAAGAUGUUGAUGAAGCUGCAAAAAUGUUUCGGCUUUUCAUUUCCAGCCUGGUUCUCAGUGUUCCUGUCUUUCUCAUUCAAGUAGUUUGUCCUCACAUUCCACUUCUGUAUUCAUUAAUGCUCUGGAGAUGUGGCCCCUUCGAAAUGGGUGAUUGGUUGAAGUGGGCGUUGGUGAGUGUUGUUCAAUUUGUAAUCGGGAAGCGCUUCUACAUUGCAGCUGGAAGAGCUCUACGAAAUGGUUCCACUAAUAUGGAUGUUCUGGUUGCCCUGGGAACUUCAGCCUCUUACUUCUACUCUGUUUGUGCACUCCUAUACGGUGCAGUUACUGGAUUUUGGUCUCCCACAUACUUCGAAACAAGUGCCAUGCUAAUAACAUUUGUACUGUUGGGUAAGUAUCUGGAAUGUCUUGCAAAAGGAAAGACAUCAGAUGCUAUCAAGAAGUUGAUAGAACUUGCUCCAGCUACAGCUUUGUUGCUUGUCAAAGAUAAAGGUGGGAGAUAUGUUGGAGAAAGGGAAAUUGAUGCUCUGCUAAUUCAGCCCGGAGAUACACUGAAAGUUCUUCCUGGUACAAAAGUUCCUGCUGAUGGUACGGUUGUGUGGGGUUCAAGUUAUGUAAAUGAGAGUAUGGUCACCGGUGAAGCUAUACCUGUUUCAAAGGAAGUCAACUCAUUAGUUAUUGGGGGAACAAUAAAUUUACAUGGUGCCCUUCACAUUCAAGUUACAAAAGUUGGAUCUGAUACAGUUUUACAUCAGAUAAUUAAUUUGGUGGAGACAGCUCAAAUGUCCAAAGCUCCUAUUCAGAAAUUUGCUGAUUUUGUUGCUAGCAUCUUUGUUCCUACUGUAGUUGCAUUGUCAUUGUUGACGUUUUUGUGCUGGUACGCUGCUGGAGCCUUUGGAGCUUACCCAGACCAGUGGCUCCCCAAAAAUGGAAAUCACUUUGUUUUUGCCCUUAUGUUUUCCAUAUCAGUUGUGGUCAUUGCAUGCCCCUGUGCACUUGGCUUGGCAACACCAACUGCUGUCAUGGUUGCGACAGGGGUUGGUGCUAACAAUGGUGUGCUGAUAAAAGGAGGGGAUGCUUUGGAAAGAGCUCAAAAGGUUAACUACGUGAUAUUUGAUAAAACAGGCACCCUAACCCAAGGAAAGGCUACAGUGACUGCUGUAAAAGUUUUCACUGGAAUGGAUCGUGGAUAUUUUCUCAAGUUGGUGGCUUCUGCCGAGGCUAGCAGUGAACACCCACUGGGCAAAGCAAUAGUUGAAUAUGCACGCCAUUUUCACUUCUUUGAUGAGUCUUCUGUAACCAAUGAUGCAACAAAUCAAAGCAAGGAGCUUGUGAUCUCUGGAUGGCUUUAUGAUGUCUCAGAUUUCUUUGCUUUGCCAGGUCGAGGCAUCCAGUGUUUAAUAGAUGGAAAAAUUAUUCUGGUUGGUAAUAGAAAAUUGAUGACUGAAAGUGGGAUCGACAUUCCAACUGAUGUUGAGAACUUUGUAGUAGAAUUGGAAGAAAGUGCAAAGACAGGCAUACUCGUCGCAUAUGAAGGCAAUUUAGUUGGAGUAUUGGGGGUUGCUGACCCACUAAAAAGAGAAGCUGCCAUAGUCAUAGAGGGACUUGGUAAGAUGGGUGUCAUACCAGUUAUGGUUACAGGAGAUAAUUGGAGGACAGCACAAGCUGUUGCUAAGGAGGUUGGCAUCAAAGAUGUGCGAGCAGAGGUAAUGCCGGCUGGAAAAGCUGAUGUUGUACGUUCAUUUCAAAAAGAUGGAAGCAUAGUCGCGAUGGUUGGUGAUGGAAUCAAUGAUUCUCCUGCCCUAGCUGUUUCUGAUGUCGGUAUGGCAAUAGGAGCAGGAACAGAUAUUGCAAUUGAAGCAGCUGACUAUGUAUUGAUGAGAAAUAAUUUGGAGGAUGUGAUCACAGCCAUUGAUCUCUCAAGAAAGACCUUCACUCGUAUUCGGUUGAAUUAUGUGUUUGCCAUGGCCUACAACGUGAUAGCUAUUCCUAUUGCUGCAGGGGUUUUCUUCCCUACACUGGGGAUCAUGUUGCCGCCAUGGGUAGCCGGUGCAUGCAUGGCUAUGUCAUCUGUAAGUGUUGUAUGCUCCUCUUUGCUCCUUAGGAGAUAUAGAAAACCCCGACUGACUGCCAUACUGGAAAUAGUUGUAGAGUAGAAUGAAGAACAAAAAAGUAAAAAUUGUAGGGUUUGCAGGAACUAAAAUGGGAUAAAAGAUUCCGAGGUGGAAGUAAUCCCAGUUUUGUGAAAACGUUUUCUGUAUGAGGUGAGGUGAGGUGAUGGCGUGUAAUUUCUUUCUCGUCAUUUGUACAUUCCACUUGUAUAAUAACUCCCUCAUCAUUGUUGAUUUGUUGUUGUUCC